Molecule: messenger RNA, 3191 nt
Organism: Manis pentadactyla (Chinese pangolin)
Lineage: Eukaryota; Metazoa; Chordata; Mammalia; Pholidota; Manidae
Gene: ZNF839
Product: zinc finger protein 839
Exons: 8
Coding region: 105-2888 (927 amino acids)
Source: RefSeq, a predicted model, not a curated record
GUGUCUUGGCCUGCGGGGCUCUCGUAGCCGCUCCUUUCCCAGGUGACGCACAUUGGAGCCGCCAUUUUCUAGUGGCCCGGGUUCGAGUUCCCGCCUCGGCCGCCAUGGCAGACGCGGAAUUGGAGGCAGAGGAGAGCAGCGAGGAUGGCGGCGGCGGCGGCGGCGUGGCUACCCCCCACCAGAGCGGCCGCGCCGCGCGCGUGGCCCCGCUGGGCCCGGAGCAGCUGCGGCGGGUCCUGGAGCAGGUGGCGAAGGCGCGGCUGCCUGCCGAGCCGCCGCCCUUCGUGCUGCAGGACGCGGCGCAGCGGCUGCGGAACGUGGCCCAGCAGGCGGCCUUGCAGCGGGGCCCGGGCGCCGAGCCACCGCGCGCGCAGCGCCUGCUGACCCCUCAGCAACUGGAGGCCAUUUGUGUCAAGGUAACAUCUGGAGACAGGAAAGUCCAGGAGAGGCCGAUGCCCCUGCUUACCACCAUCCUGCCCAAGACAGCCAGACAGGGCCAGCUGCCAGAGAGGCAGUCCAGCGCCUUGGGGCUUGGCAUUGCAAGCUCCCAGCUGCUCAGAGCACAGCCCCUCCUGAGCACCGGGCCACAGCUGUGUCUCCUGAGUAACUCACCUCAGCCUCCUGUUCAGUUGUUGGUACAGAGGCCACUGCCUGCCCUCCAACCAGUGCCUGUGAAGAGAGCUUCAACCCGUGAGGUGCCAGAUGGGCAGAGCACUGUGCUGGCCCCAUUGUCAACCUUUGAGCCACUGGCAGUAACAUCUGUUUCAUCCAGUUCAGCCAAUUUAUUUAUUUCCAACUCACAUACAAAACACACUGAAAAACUAAAAAAAUCUUUAAAAGUGAAAACACGUUCUGGACGGAUAUCUCGGCCUCCCAGAUAUAAAACUAAAGACUAUAUAUUCAUAAAAACGGAGGAUUUGGCUGACAGUCACCUGUCGGAUUCUGAUGAUUAUUCAGAACUGAGUGUGGAAGAAGAUGAAGAGCAGAGAGAAAAGAAGGCGCUCUUUGAUGUAUCGGGCUGCUCUCUGAGGCCCAAAAUGUUUAAGUGUCAGACCUGUGAGAAGUCAUACAUUGGAAAGGGAGGACUGGCCCGGCAUUUAAAGCUGCAUCCGGGCCAUGGCCAGCUGGAACCUGAGAUGCUGCAGUCUGAGAAGGCCAACGGCAGCGUGAUCCGGGGCCGUGCCAAGGGCAGGACUGUUAGCCUGACGUCUCCCAGGCUCUCCCCGCCAGCUCUCGUCAGUGAGGAAGGGGCUGGGUCAGCAUGGGGUGGCCUGCAGAAUGGUCAGUCUGUAGAAGUUGAAGAGGCGUUGGUGUCUGGACCAGAAAAUGGAAGUGUUUCAGCCCUUUUGGGGUCAGAGGGACAGCCAGGCCCUAGAAGGAGUGGCUACUCCAUAGGCCCUGCAGAGUCCAGCACAGCCAUCCUCGAGCAGAGUGAUGAGGCCCCUCCACACAGGGCCGCUGGGGCGCAGAGCACAGCAAGGAGCAGAGCCAGGCUCCAGGAGUUUCUCCACCAGUGUGACCGGGAGGCUCUGGUGGAACUGGCUUUGCCUCAACUGGCCCAGGAGGUGACCGUGUAUGAAUUUCUUCUGACAAAGGUUGACACGGGUCAUGGAGGGAAGCCUUUCUUCCCAGCCGUGUACAAGGAGUUUGAAGAGUUGCACAAAAUGGUUAAGGAGAUGUGUCAGGAUUACCUCCGGAAUCCUGGGCCGCAUUCUCAGGAGCCUCUGGAAAUAAACAACAACAAGGUUGCCGAGUCCUUAGGAAUCACAGAAGAACUGAGGAAAACAUGCACAGAUUGCAUUUGGCCCAGGGACACCAGCCGGGAUGUGGACAGAGCGGAGCUGGAGGAAGCUGGCCAACGGAAAAGGGAAAUCAAGACCACAGAGAGGCUGGCCUCGGUGAAAAGGACCAGAAGGGGGCCCCCACCCCAGGACCCUGCCCAGGUGUUGGCUGACACUGGAGGCCAGUGGGCGCUGGCCUUGUGUGCCCCGACCGCCAGUGAGGGUCUCGGCCCUCGGGUGAAUGGGAGCACCUCUCACCAUUCUGAAGAAAACUGUACAAUGCUGGCUGCUGGUAGCAAUGCAAGUGUAUCACAUGCAGGCCAGCAGCUUACAGCAUUUGCUGACUUAGAAGCCAGGAGUGGGUCUGUGGACCCUACUGUCUUGGACCAGAAGGUCAGUGGGCCAGGUCUUUACACUCAGUUAGGAGAGCCCAGGAUGCUGGCCCAGGAACAAGUGGCAGCUUUCCUCGAAGAGGAUACUCAGGAACACUCUUCAGACUGGAACGCCGGGGACAGCCCGAGGGGCCGGGAUCGCUGCAGCACCUUGAUAUCCACCCAAGGUGUGGUGCCCCUGCUGUCCAGUGGGUCUGGAAACACAGAGGCAGGAAACCCCAUCGAGGUGCACAGCUACCACAUGAAUGGUCACUGUUCCCGCCCCUGUGCCGCCCUGCUCACCGAGGUCACAGCCCCCCUGCCGGAGAAAGUUUUGUCCACAGACAUCGUGCCAGUAGACUGUGCCUACAGGACUGUGCCUGAGCCAGGGCCUCAGCCUGGCGGGAACAGGUCACUGUCCCCUGACAGGGGGAACCAUAUAGGGGACUUGGACCAGUUGCCCUGUGGGACUGGAGUGCCCACUGAUCACAGGGAACUGGAGAGCAUUGUUGCUGUUGGUGAAACCAUGGCUUUUGAAUUUACCCACGGGUGCCUCGAGUUGCUGUCUCAGGGACAGGAGCAGAUAUUUAUUCAGACUUCCGAUGGGCUGAUCUUGUCCCAUCCAGGUUCCAUAGUGUCUGGGGAGGAGCAUGUUGUCAUAGUGACAGACGCCCUGCAGACGGGCCCCCUAGAAGGGGCUCCUCUAGAAAUCAUGGAGGCAGAGCCCUCACAGUGAAAUCAGAAACGCAGCCCUAGAUUUCUUUGUAUUUUACCCAAAGAAGGUCUAUUUCAAGUAUUGUAUAUUUUUCUAAUGUGAAUAUGAUGCAAAAGAACGUUUUAUUUAUAAAGAAUAAUGUCUGCCUUUUCCUCCGUCUUGCUUGGGGCAAUUUGGCAGGUGUCCCUCAGACGCAGUGGCCCGCCGAUUAGCGCAGUUGCUUGUCUGCCUGCUCCCUACUCCCCGGAACAGGCCCCUCCUCUGCUGUGAUAUGCUGCUUUUCCACCACAUCUGGGUUCAAUAAAUAAAUAAAUAAGCUAUCCA